AUUUUUAUUAAUAUUUACCUCUCUUUUACUCGAGUUAUUAAAAAUUAAAUAGAAAUUUAUUAUAUUGAUUAUCUAGUCUUUUUUGAAUCUCAUCUUCACCAAAUGUCUUUUUCUACACAGGGUCCGAAGGAUCCGGAGACCAUAUUCACGAAACAGGAGAAAAUCGGGAAGGGUUCUUUUGGGGAAGUUUACAAGGGCAUAGACAAGCGCACUCAACAAGUGGUGGCCAUAAAGAUUAUCGAUUUGGAGGAAGCCGAGGAUGAGAUCGAAGACAUUCAGCAAGAGAUCACCGUGCUAUCCCAGUGCGACAGUCCCUUCGUGACCAAAUAUUAUGGGUCCUAUCUCAAGGGAAGCAAACUUUGGAUCAUAAUGGAAUACCUUGGUGGGGGUUCGGCCCUUGAUCUGAUAAAGCCCGGCCCCAUCGACGAGGCCUACAUCGCCAUAAUGCUCAGGGAAAUUCUCAAGGGUCUCGAGUACUUGCAUGGCGAGAAAAAGCUGCACCGAGAUAUUAAAGCCGCGAACGUACUUUUGGCCGAAAAUGGCGAUGUAAAAUUAGCUGAUUUUGGAGUGGCUGGACAAUUGACCAAUACAACUAGUAAACGGAACACUUUUGUAGGUACGCCCUUUUGGAUGGCCCCCGAAGUUAUCAAACAGUCUUCCUAUGAUUCAAAGGCCGAUAUAUGGAGUCUUGGUAUAACUGCUAUAGAACUAGCCAAAGGUGAACCUCCAUAUUCUGACCUGCAUCCCAUGAAAGUAUUGUUCCUGAUCCCCAAAAAUAAUCCUCCUAUAUUGACCGGCGAUUACACGAAGUGUUUUAAGGAAUUCAUCGAAGCUUGCCUCAACAAAAAUCCCGAAGACCGUCCGGACGCCACAUCGCUGCUCAAGCACACCUUCGUACGCCGGGCUAAAAAGACCGCUUACCUAAUGGAGCUCAUUGACCGUUUCCAGCUCUGGAAGCGCGCUCACGCUCAGAGGCGCGCUCAUAACCGCUUACUUAACGACGCAGAACACGAGCACGAGGAUGACAACGGAGAAGACGAAAGCGAUGACUAUAGGCAAGGAGAUUAUAGCAGCAACAAUUCACAAUCUUCAUCAUCUAGCAAUUCUAGUAAAGGUACCUCAUCCCUCACAGACGAGGAAAGCAAUAAUAAUAAUGGGCGUAAGGCAGAAUUUGGCAGAGAUGGGUCAGGGGGGAGACAGAACAAAAAGAAAAAGAAGGCGAAAAUCAAGGUGGGUGUUAACGUUGCGCGUAAGGAAGGAGUUGAUAUGUUAGAAAAUGGGUUAGGAGACCCAACGAUACAUCAAGCAGACGUUAACAAUAAUAAAAGUAAAUCCAAGUUAAAGAACCAUAUCGAUGAACCCUGGAAUUACGAAACGGUUCGAGGCUUCGCCAAUCUUCAUAUUCAUGAUACUCAUAAUUUGGAAAGGGCCACCCACCACCCUGACAUUAUGACUAGAUCACGAAUCGACGAGAAGUUAGCCCACCACGACCCCAAUAUCCAGAAUACAAACCUCCUUAAGGACCAACACAUCCCCCAAGAAAAUAAAAUCAACAAGGUUUUAACAUCUUCCAAUGAUUCUUCCAACUCCAAAAUUUCCGAAGGGCUUGUCGAGACUUCUCAGUCGGCCUACCAUUAUUACUACACCAUAAUCAGACCUAUUCUUAAAGAGCUUAAGCACCUAUACUUCAAGCAAUACUUAUACCAACAACAGCAACAAAACAAGGACGCAAGUCCUCAACAAAAUAUCGCCGAAGCCAAACGGCAAUUCCAUUACGUCGAAAAUUCUUUGAGAGACCUUAGAAAAGCUUUUGAAACCGGCGAGAGGGUAUCUCAUUCCCUCAAUAAAUCUUCGUCGCUUCACGCGUCUAAUACAAAUUCCGAUUAUCUGACCUUCACUCAAAGAUUUUUGGCCACUCUCUUCCAUCAGCUUAUGCCCCAGGCUCAAGCGCAACAAAUUCUUCCUCCAACAACGCAACAGCCCCUUUCUCAAACCCACCAUAAUAAAAUGAGUUCUAAUCAUAAUCAGUCAAAUAAUAAUCCUACAUUCGCACCGUAUAAGCAACAAUAUUAUCCUUCGUCAAAUAUCAAUCCAAUCACGAGUAACACUUCCAACCUCGCCCACAACAAUACAAAUCAACCGUCUUCCCAACACGCCGCAAAAAUUUCUAAUAAGUCAAAUCUGGAUUCGUAUAUCAGCCCCGCUAAUCACGAAAAAACGUUAUUUGGUAAUGCGCACACUCCAGAGUCAGGUCACCAGGAAAGCGUUCCGAAUAACUCCUACACCGAUAACUAUGCCAAUCAUAGCAACAGUAGUAUCAGGUGGAGAGAGAUAAGCGACCGUCUAAAACUCAACAACGCCAAUAAUUUUAUCAGCCCCAUGGGCAACACGAGUUUCAACAAUAUGAUCCCACCUAUUCACAGCAAUGGCAAUGUUAUGACGAACCACCCUACCAACGGUCCUAACCUACUUCCGACCUGUUCUUCCUACCCCGCAGCCCCCGCUGGUUAUACCCCUCAAGUCAAUCACCAACAAAAUCCCGUUUCCGAUCCCUCUCGGAAAAUAUUUCAAUCCUACAUUCAACCUCCUUCCAAAAUAGAUUAUCACCCUCGUUCCAACAACUUCCCCAAUAACAUGAAUCUUUCCGACUAUAAUAAAUCUAGGAACGGCGGCUUAAUUAGCAAUCACCCCAACGUGGUGGUCACUAGUAGGCCUUAUUCUGCGGCCGCAUAUCCCGCCAAUGUUAACCACGUUAAUCAUCAUAUGAAUCAACACCAUAAUCUUAACGCUAAUAAUAUAAAUAAUAACAACGUUCUAUCCAAAGUUAAACAGCAAUACUAUAGAAAUAAGCCUUGAAAAAUUUUUGGGAAGUUUAAUUUAAACUUAAACCGAAAUUUGAUGUGCCCGGAAAUUAUUAUAUGGCCAAAAAAAGAUAAAAUUAUAUUUGAAUUAUGGAAUUCAGAUGUUGCAAUUCGUGAAUCUUUCCUAAUCUAUAUAGAUUUUGCUCAUAUUCCUUGUGGAUAUGUUUAGACAAACAUUUCUAAUCUUACGCAAAAAGUUAUUAGACUUUGUAGCCAAAUUUUAAUAUCUUUAUAAUUUAUUAAAAUAUAAUAUAUUAAUCUUUCUUUGUGAAAUAAAAAACAAUACAAUACAAAUGAUAAUUUUUUUACAAAUUUGGUUGAUAUUUUGUUAUUCGCUAAUUUUUAAAUCGACGUAAUUUAUUCGAAGAAAAUAUAAAUAUUCUAACAAAAUUUUAUGACCAUAUGAAGAGAGUCAUCUUUUAUUUGCGUAGUGUGGCGGCGUUUAUCAGCACCCUUGGAUAGUUGGGUUUUUUAUUUAAAAAAACGCUUCCAAAGAAUAUUAUCAUUAAAAUAGCAAAAUAUUUUUUUAUCUUAAAUUAUAAAUUUUAUAUUUUUAUAAGUGUAAAGACUUGACGGAUAAUGAUAAAUUGUU
Molecule: messenger RNA, 3453 nt
Organism: Gordionus sp. m RMFG-2023
Lineage: Eukaryota; Metazoa; Nematomorpha; Gordioida; Chordodea; Parachordodidae
Product: serine/threonine-protein kinase TAO3-like
Exons: 11
Coding region: 103-2856 (917 amino acids)
Biological process (GO): protein phosphorylation
Cellular component (GO): cytoplasm
Molecular function (GO): protein serine/threonine kinase activity; ATP binding
Source: RefSeq, a predicted model, not a curated record